This is a messenger RNA of Trichophyton rubrum CBS 118892, 729 nucleotides long. RefSeq lists its product as uncharacterized. Gene Ontology annotation, cellular component: nucleolus. NCBI's taxonomy places the organism in Eukaryota, Fungi, Ascomycota, Eurotiomycetes, Onygenales, Arthrodermataceae. The record is from RefSeq and is a predicted model, not a curated record. The transcript has 4 exons. The coding region runs from base 1 to 729 and encodes 242 amino acids.
AUGGUAAAGCUAGGGAAGUCAUCGAAGCGGACGCCCGUUCGGCUACGGCAUAAGAUUGAAAAAGCCAGUGCCGCAAAGCAGAGAAAAGACCGAAAACUCGCCAAAAAGAAUCCUCAAUGGCGCUCAAAACUCAAGAAGGAUCCUGGCAUUCCAAAUUUAUUCCCAUAUAAAGAUAGACUCCUACAGGAGAUCGAAGAGAAGAGGAGGUUAAAGGCUGAAGAAGCACAGAAACUGCGCGAGGAGGCGAAGCUACGACGCCAGGCACAAAACGCAGAGGAAGCUGGAGAUGUUGAUAUAACGGAAAAUGCCGAUCUUAUCGACGAUGAGGACGACGAACUGAUAGAGAGUGACGACGAUGAUAUGGAGGUUGAAGGAGAGGAGUCCAACCCUAUGGCUGCACUUUUAGCCUCUGCAAAGGCUCGCGCAGCCGAGUAUGAGGAUCAGCACGGAGACGAGGACAUGGUGGAUGACGAGGAAGACGGUGGGGUGACGUUUGAAGACACGGUGAUACCCACGACAAAAGAAAGCUCACGUCGAGCAUUCGAUAAAGCCUUCAAGGAAGUUAUUGACAGAGCGGAUGUGAUACUUUAUACGUCUUAUCCUGAUUCUAAACAAGAUCGAUCUUGUUCCUCCGCCAGUUUUGAAAGGAUGGCUGGUAUACCUACGGCGCUAUUUCCCUACGCUCCCCCUCCGAGCGUCCUCUGGAGCUCCCAACGCGCACACUUUUGA